Tilletiaria anomala UBC 951 is the source of this 501-nucleotide messenger RNA. RefSeq lists its product as uncharacterized. The annotation marks the transcript as partial. Gene Ontology annotation, molecular function: translation release factor activity. NCBI's taxonomy places the organism in Eukaryota, Fungi, Basidiomycota, Exobasidiomycetes, Georgefischeriales, Tilletiariaceae. The transcript has a single exon. The record is from RefSeq and is a predicted model, not a curated record. Gene Ontology annotation, biological process: mitochondrial translational termination. Gene Ontology annotation, cellular component: mitochondrial large ribosomal subunit.
AGGUGCUGGGCGGCGGCCUUUGCACAGAAAAACCUGACGCAGGAGCAGAACCAGCAAGAGAUGCACAUCUCUUUCACACGCAGCAGCGGACCAGGAGGGCAACACGUCAACAAGACCAGCUCGAAAGCUGUCGUUCGACUGGACCUGAAGAACAUCGUUGCCGCCGCUGCUGACCAAGAUGCCGCAGCCGCAAUGGACAAAGUGGUCAACUCGCAGCGCUGGCUGCUGCCGACGAUUUGCAAGCGUCUGGCCAGCGUGUCACCCUACUACGUUGCAAAUACACAUUCCCUGCAGCUGUCAUCGUCCAAAUCUCGUUCGGCGCACGCGAACCUCGCGGACGCUCUGUCCAAGCUGCACGCGCACAUCCACCAGGUCGCUAGCUCUGAUCUGCCCGGCGAGACGAGCGACGAGCAACGUGCACAUGUCAGGAGGCUUGAGGACAGAGAAAAACGCAAGAUCAAAGCGGUAAAAGAGAAGAGAAAGGAUCUCAAGAAAGGGAGG